AUGCCAGCCGAAGACAUGCAAGACUACCUGAAGACAUCCUACAGCACAGACCGCAUCGAGAGCGAGAUUACAGAUACCCAGACCUUCCUUUUCUACACAGCGCGUGACAACCAGACCCAUAAGCUGCUCGGAUUCGUGCAGCUCAAUCGAGCGUCGGAAGAACCAUGUCUGCAGAUCAAACCACCACACACGAUCGAGCUGCAGCGUAUAUAUACCGACUCGAAAGCGCACAGUCGCGGCGUUGGAUCCAAACUCAUGGCCAAAGCGCUUGAAUACUCCAUCGAUCAAGGAUACAAGGCAAUAUGGUUGGGUGUAUGGGAGGAGAAUCUCAAAGCUCAAAAGUUCUACCUGGAAAGGCAUCAUUUCGACAAGGUGGGAGAGCACGAUUUCACCAUAGGAAGCUGCGUUCAGACCGACUGGAUCUUGGAGCGCCACCUAUGA
Pseudozyma hubeiensis SY62 is the source of this 441-nucleotide messenger RNA. RefSeq lists its product as hypothetical. The coding region runs from base 1 to 441 and encodes 146 amino acids. Lineage: Eukaryota; Fungi; Basidiomycota; Ustilaginomycetes; Ustilaginales; Ustilaginaceae. The record is from RefSeq and is a predicted model, not a curated record. Gene Ontology annotation, molecular function: acyltransferase activity, transferring groups other than amino-acyl groups. The transcript has a single exon.